AUGGUACUGUGUGCUGGUUGUGAACAAAAAAUCGAAAGUAGACAAUAUCUUACUUGCUCCUUUUGUAAGAAAUACUAUGACACAAAAUGUGCCAAUCUCCAGGAAGAUCAAUAUUUGCGUAUGAACUCUCAAACUAAAUUGCUGUGGGAAUGUCCGGAAUGUAAGUGUAAAAAACCAAAGAAUAUCAAUGCAAAUACACCUAUCAGACAGCAAACCGGUGACAUCACACUCAAUUGUACACCAGACGCAAAUGUUACUCUCCGGCGUAAACAAAGCCAAAACAAUGCCUCAAUAUAUUUCGAAGAGACAAGUCCUCUCGGCAAUACGUUAUGCCAAUAUAAAAAUAUUGAAAGCGGAUCACAAUCUACAUUAACCCUACAAAAUUUGAGUGAACUAAUAUCAGAGAAACUUAAAGAAAACAACAUGGCUAUAAUAUCUGAAUUAAGAAGUACUAUACAAAUGGAAAUAAAUAAAGCUAUCUCAAAACUAAAAGAAGACUUUAAGCAAGAUACAGAUGCAUUGCUACAAAAAAAUGAAGACCGAAGGGCGGAAAUAAAUAAAAUAAAUGAUAAAAUAGAGAUGCUACAAAGAGAAAAUAUUAAGUUACAGAAUGAAAUAAAAAGUAUACAAUACAAAACAUCAGCUGGUACUGGUACUGGGAAACAUUAUAACCAAGAAACAAACGCAAAGAAAUUUGUAAUUUACGGUCUGAGAGAAAUUUAUAAGGAAUCAGAAAAUGAACUUUAUGAUAGGAUCUGCAACCUGUUCUGGGAUAUUCUGGGAGUGGAUCUGUCGGGAUUCAUAGAAGAAACAUUUAGAAUUGGAAGAUAUAACAGAGUAAAUAGACCUUUAGUAGUGGAAUUGAUGAGUAAAAGAACAACUAAAUAUAUAUGUGAAAAUAGCCGUUAUUUCCAGGGAACUGGUAUAACUGUUUCUGAAUUCCUUGAUGAAGAUGCACGAAAGCAAAGAAAACAAUUACGAGACAGAAUGUUAAUAGCUAGGAACAAGGGACAACAUGCAAUAAUUCGAAAUAAUAAAUUGUACAUUGAAGGAGAACUAAUCAUCGAAGACCGUGAGAAUGGAACAAGACAACAUCCCUCAUCUACGCAGCCUCAGAUAACCCCCACCAGAAUAGAACUACAUAACGGAAACUCAUACGGGAAGAGUGAAUUAAUGGACGAUGACCAGUUAGUUCGGCGGAGCAGUGAGUCCUAUACUUUUCGUACACACAACACAAAAAUGUAA
Messenger RNA from Spodoptera littoralis (African cotton leafworm), 1245 nucleotides. The record is from the annotation of a GenBank genome assembly. NCBI's taxonomy places the organism in Eukaryota, Metazoa, Arthropoda, Insecta, Lepidoptera, Noctuidae.